GGGAGCGAAAUCGCUUGCGAUAACUCAUCUAUUUCGUUCCACCCGGAAUCAAGGCGUAAUUUUUCUCAUCAAAACGAAACAUUGUGUUGAAAACGCAAAUAAACCCUGCUAAGAAAGAAACAAAAUGGAGUGCCCCAUCAAUCCGGCCGAGCUGCUGAAGCUCAAAGGGUUCGUCGACUAUUGCCAGAAAAGUCCGCAGCUGCUGAACCUGCCACAGUUGGACUUUUUCAAACAGUUUGUUGAAAGCCUGGGCGGAAAAGUGCCCGAAGGUCAGCCGGAUUUUGCCAAUCUGGGCGGUAGCGCGAAAACCAGCAGCAACAACACGCCUCCGAGCCACAGUACUGGUGGCAGUGCCAGUGCCUCGGCGGCGGAUUCGACCACGGCCGGUGAGGAACCGACGGCCAAAGGGGCGGAAUCGGACCCGGAGUCGGACCUCGAGCUGGACAACGAUGGUUGCGUCGAUCCGGACACCGACCCGGACCAACCGAUGGGUGACUCUUCGAAGGAACCGACGGAGGAAGAGUUUGACCAAGCCAAUGACCUGCGCUCGCAAGCAGCCUGCGCGUACGGAGAUCAACAGUACGAAGAAGCGGUUAAACUGUUCUCCAGCGCAAUUCAGCUCAACCCGAAGAGUGCCCUAUACUACGCCAAGCGCGGCCAGGCGUACCUGAAGCUACAGAAACCGAACGCCUGCAUCCGGGACUGUGAUCGGGCGCUGGAAAUCAACCCGGACUCGGCCACGGCCUACAAGUUCCGUGGCCGCGCCAACAGACUGCUCGGCCACUGGGAGGAAGCGGCCAAAGAUUUGCGGCAGGCGUGCAAGCUGGACUUUGACGAGGAGGCCAACGAGUGGCUUAAGGAGGUGACCCCGAACGCGAAGAAGAUCGAGCAGCACAAACAGAAACAGGACCGGCGCCGCAAGGAGCGCGAGCUCCGGGAGCGACAGGAACGCGUUCGGAAGGCACAGGAAGAGAAGCGUAAGGCACAGGAAGAGGCGGCCGCUGGCAUGGGCGGUGGACCAGGCGGUAUGCCCGACUUCGAUGCUCGAGCCGGUGCCGAUUUGUUCAGCGCUUUCCGCGACCCAGAAGUGACGGCGGCCAUGUCCGACAUCUUCUCGAAUCCGGCCAACAUCUCCAAGUACCAGAACAAUCCCAAAAUCAUGAAUAUCCUCAUGAAGCUGUACUCGCAGUCCGGCCAGGGAGGUGUUCCAGGCUUCCCGGGAGCCGGCGGGGCCGGUGGUGCUCCCGGAGGUUUCCCGGGAUUUCCCGGAUUCGCUGGUGGGUUCCCUGGUUUCGGUGGACCCGAUGCUGGCGCUGGCGCAGGCGGCGGAGCAGGCACGGGUGCGGGUGCGGGCGCAGGCACAGGCACAGGCACAGGCGGUGGUGCUCGCGUGGACGAUUUGGAUUAGAAUAACUUCACCUAGCCCGUGUCCCCUGCGACACCCGGUCGGCCAGUUGCAUUUCCGUUUUGUUCUUUUGUUUCACCAAAAGCCAUAGAGCCACCUAGGGCCAGUUAGUGUAGGGUUCCGCUUUCUAUCCUCUUAUAUACCUCCUUUCGGGCGAUCUUCAUAAACUAGAUUCGUAGCUUCAACUAUAGCCCCUCUUGUGGAAAGAGCGGGUGUUCCGGUUGGGAGAGCGGACGGAGCAACACUAUACAAUCCAUUCGAUAUUUAAGCGAAAGGGCUGAGAAAAUAUUGCAAAACACAAUGGCGGUAAUCGUGGACGAGUAGAGGGCACGAUAACGCUUCCGGCUAACGUGUGGCGACGUCGUGUGCUCAACUCCGGAAUGCUACUUGUUAUCUUAAAACGGGGCUGAACAAUAAAACAGAACUCCAAU
Anopheles bellator is the source of this 1836-nucleotide messenger RNA. RefSeq names its product hsc70-interacting protein 1-like. Lineage: Eukaryota; Metazoa; Arthropoda; Insecta; Diptera; Culicidae. The coding region runs from base 125 to 1408 and encodes 427 amino acids. Gene Ontology annotation, molecular function: Hsp70 protein binding; protein dimerization activity. The record is from RefSeq and is a predicted model, not a curated record. The transcript has 2 exons.